This is a messenger RNA of Lachancea meyersii CBS 8951, 3045 nucleotides long. Lineage: Eukaryota; Fungi; Ascomycota; Saccharomycetes; Saccharomycetales; Saccharomycetaceae. The record is from the annotation of a GenBank genome assembly.
AUGAGUUCUUUGAGUGUUCCUGCUCAGCGAAGACGGGCUUUAUCUGUUAACAAUGCGACCCAUCUGGAAAAGGAAGCCAUGAACAAUGCAUUGGAUAGUCUGCAAAAUGAUCUAACUCUGAUAUCUACACAGUGGAACAAAGUGAUUACAGCGGAGGCCAACCCUCUGGAAUUAGCACUCGCAUUUUUAGACGACACAUCGGUGGGCCUUGGACAUCGUCACAAAGAAUUUAAACAUUUGAGCUCGAGACUUGGUAACGACCUUCAGCGUGCCGUAAACGAACACUAUCAAGCAUUCAACACCAACAUUGCAUCUUAUGAACAAAUAGUGGAGUUUAUAAGCGAGUCCCAGGAGCUCAUUGGUACUACCAAGGAUAACAUUGUGGGCCCCAUUGCGAGUCUGGGUGACUCUCAGGCUCAACUCGAAGAACUUAAUGAAAGCUCGCAGAGAUUGAAUCAGAUGCUAGAGGUCUUAGACGCGGUGGAGCUUAUUCUGGCUCUUCCGGACUCUGUUGAAGAGCUCAUCAAGCAGAAAUGUUACCUUCAGGCCAAGGAAGCCUUAGUUCGUGGAUUUUCAGAGGCCUCCCAGCACAACAUUUGGGAAAUACCAGCGCUGCAUACCACGAAGCAAAUGCUAGAGUCUCAAAAACACACUCUAUUCGAAACACUGAUCGAGGACAUAAAUGAUCUGCUGUACUCCAAGAGGCUAAACAUAAGUCCACGAUAUGAAGUCAAACCAACCCAGCUAAAGGAUGGUGUCUACAACAACAUGGAGAAUUUCUUGACUAGCAGUAUUGACUUGGAUAUCGAAGAACAGGCUACAACUGUAAAUGAAGAACUCGAGGCGUUUUUGGACAAGCUGAAAAACUCAUUUGCUUCACCAAGCAAGUCCUUUGCCCCGCUUAACUCACAAGGAAGUGUCUACGAAAAGGUUUUCAUGAUACUCAGCAUAUUGAAUGAUAUGGACGAGCUACAUCCUGCAUUAAUUAGUAUCGCUGGGCGGGCUAAGGAAGAAAUUCACAACAUUAUUGCACAGGCAACGGAUGCAAUGAGGGUCAAACAUCCCUCGUUGAUCAAGUUUUCCGUGUCCCUGGAGAGUGAGAGUGUCUUUGAGCUCCCAGGACAGGAAGUGAUCUCGCUUUUCCUGCAGAAUGUCUUUUGGGAAAUUUUUUUAAAGCUUUUGCUUACUCUUCAAGGUCACAGAGUGGUUUAUGAGGUAUCGAGAGCUUUGCAGCCAUCUUCCGUAGUUGGCGAACGAUAUCGUUUGAACGACAUCUGGAACAAGUUGCUCGAUGAAGUCAAUCAGCUUUUGCUGAGCUAUACCAUCGAUCCCAAAAUACAGGGCAUGCCUAAAAACAAACUAUCCAAGAUGCAAUCCACCCACCAUCAAAAUGACUUGAAGAAGCCCUUGACUUUUUCAAUUCAAAAUAAUCUAGACGAUAAAUCAUCCACCAGAAACCACGCGAAUGAUUUGAGGGAUUUGCUGAAGGAAAUGUUUCCUGGAUUUUCGGCCACCACCAAUUUAGAACUGAAGUCUAUUUACCUUGAAGAAGAGGCAUUUGAGCUAGAUGAAACAUUGGUGCCUGCCAGAGUCUUCAACAUGGCAUUUAUUUUAGAAUCCCUCUUACUUUUUGUCCAAGGCAGCUCUAGCGUCUUACCCUCUAAUAUUGAUGGCACAGAGGCACCGAUGACCUUUUUUUCCCGAUUCAUGGAUACCAAGUAUCUCCCUCAGUUGGAACUGACUCUAACUUACCUAUUCAAAACGAACAUCGAAACCUUGAACCCCUACGCCAUCGAGUCUCAACCUGAUAGUCAGCCAGUCUUCAAAGCAGCACUUGACUUCAAAGAUUUGUUUCACCAUGUUCUAUGUCUACUCAAUGUAUUUCACGGAUACAAAGCUAAACUUGUCAGCGUCGUGCUUAAACUGCUUGAUCGCUUCUGCGCUUACUACCAACGAGUUUCAGCUAAGCUGCUAGGAGCGUCUGAAAAUCCUAUGCUUGACAAAAAGAUAAACAGUAUCUGGACCGAAAACGCCAAGCUGAGAGAGCUCACCAGCCAAGUUUUUUACGCCAACGCGACGCGUGUAAAGGAGGAGAGCUCUGAGCUUUUAAAAGCAUGUCCCAAAUUUUAUCAAAAGGGCAAAAAUCUCAAGAAACAGGACAUAUUCAAUUCUCUUACGGUAGACACGGUAGCGUCGUUUUUAAGGACCUUGAGUGACGUUAACGAGUGGCUUCUGCAAUUAAGAAAGGUAUCGACUGCUGUUGGUGUUCAAGAAACUGGUGCGGAGCUGCAGGCAAAUACGCUAAGAAAUGAAUGGUCACUAUUUGGAGUUUCGAGUGGAGAGAAUGCCAUCAAUUAUAGAGGCUUGAAGCUUACUUUGGACGACUCGGCUGCCAAGAGGUAUGAUAAUGCCCUAGAUAAAUUGAAGGCCGUCGAAUACAAGCUAUGGGCAUCUCUCAGAUACGAUAUAAGAGCACGCUGUAUCUACUAUGUGACCAGAUUUCUACAAGAUUCAUCGUGGUGUCCAGAAUCUGCCGGUGUGGAUCUUGACGUAAACAUCACAGCGUUGACUGCAGAGCUCACUACUAUAGAAAGCAGACUGGAGGAACUUCUCACGCCUAGACAAAAAGAGCUGGUCUUCGAAGGUUUAUCUGAGAUUCUGAAUAGCAUUCUCAUUGAAAGCGCGCACGGGAUGCUGGCUCUCAACCACAACGGGGUGAAGAAAAUGACUAAAAACAUCAAUAUACUACAGCACAUAUGUCGAAGCGUUGUUUCGUCGCCCGAAAACGUAAACAUGAAACCAGCCCUCGAGUUUUUUGCCUUGUGUGGUGCUACAGAGUCUAUUGUGGUACAGCGUGCCAAUGCUGGUGAGCUACAAGAUUUUAGCUUCGACGACAUCAAGAAUAUUCUAAGAUUGCAACUAAGUGAGGAAUUGCAGCGUCAAACUAGACGCGAAUCUGGAAUGGCGAGGGCACCUUCAAUAUCGGCCAAUAAACGACUAUCGGACGCUGUUGGUCGUCUGCAUUUGACCAGGAGAACCGAAUGA